CUUAACUGCAAUAAAAAAGCCACCUCGGACACAAGACCAUCCUUCAAGACUAUGGGGCGCACCGGGGAUAAUUCCUCAGGGUCUGGACCGGAACAUGCGGGGAAAUGGCAGGGACCAAGAUCCAAGCUCGCCAAGAUGAACCAUCGGCUCCGAGUGACCGAGUUACCGAAAAUGGCAUCCAACAUCAACGGAACAAGGCUCGCCGGCAACGGAACUAAGCCCACCGUCGUGACGUCCUGGACAAUGGCCCGUACUUCCGAAUUUUGCUACAACCGUCACCGGAUAUAA
Molecule: messenger RNA, 288 nt
Organism: Neurospora tetrasperma FGSC 2508
Lineage: Eukaryota; Fungi; Ascomycota; Sordariomycetes; Sordariales; Sordariaceae
Exons: 2
Source: RefSeq, a predicted model, not a curated record